CCUGACCGUUGCGGACGGUGUCCUGAGAGCACAGUGCCGGCCUAAGUAUGGUGCAAGUGAGAGUGAAUGAAGGUCUGCUGGAGGGAGAGCGAGUGGACAACCACUACGGGGGCUCCUUCUACAGCUUCAAGGGAAUACCGUACGCACAACCACCACUCGGAGAUCUUCGGUUCAAGGCUCCUCAACCACCUCUACCAUGGGAAGGUAUCCGGAGUGCGAAGGAGUUUGGAUCAAUAUGCUACCAGAAAGAUUUCGAAUCGCAAACCAAGACAACAGGAAGCGAAGACUGUUUGUUCCUCAACGUUUAUACUCCAGAAUUGAAACCCCAAAAUCCUUUACCCGUAAUGUUCUUCAUCCAUGGCGGAGGAUUCUACUCUGGCAGUGGCAACGACGACAUGUACGGUCCAGAGUUCCUCGUCCGGCAAGGAGUCAUCCUAGUCACGAUCAACUACAGACUUGAAGUACUGGGUUUUCUUUGUCUAGACACUGAAGAAGUACCGGGCAAUGCAGGAAUGAAAGAUCAAGUUGCAGCUUUACAAUGGGUUAAUAAAAAUAUUUCAAACUUCGGUGGUGAUCCCAACAAUAUUACGAUCUUUGGUGAGAGUGCUGGCGGUGCAAGCGUCGGCUACCAUUUAGUUUCGCCCUUGACCAAAGGUCUUUUUCAAAGAGCGAUUUGUCAGAGUGGAAUCACAACUUGCUGGUGGGCUAAAGUUUUUGAACCUCGAUUGAGAGCACUAGCAUUAGCAAGACAAUUAGGAUAUAAUGCGGAGAAAGAUGGUGAAGACCUUUAUGAAUUUUUCAAAUCUCAACCAGUUGAGAAACUCGCUGGAGUAAAAGUACCAUUAUCUUACUCAGAACAACAUCGAGCUAGCUUCGAAUUAUAUUUUGGCAUUGUAAGCGAAAAACAAUUUGGCAACAAUAAAUAUUUCUUUCAUGGUAAUAUAUUUGACUAUUUGAAGAAUGGAAUCCAUGAAGGUGUGCAAGUUAUUACUGGCUAUACUGCAGAUGACGGUGUCCUACUACAUGUGUUUGACAAAGAUGGAAAAAUGUUAGAACAGGCCAAUGAAUUAGAUACCUUUUUCACUCCCAGACAUAUUGCAUUGAAUUGUUCUCUAAAAGAACAAAUUGAGGCCGGACAUAAGAUCAAACAAUUUUACAUGUGUAACGAAGAUAUAGACACAGACUGUGAAAGACUGAGUCGCUUUCAAACUACAGAAAUGUUUUUAUAUGGAAUCAUAAAAUGGAUGAAAAUUUGCUCACAAAGAAAUAAGACUUAUCUUUAUAAAUUCACGUGUAAGAGUGAAAGAAACGCUGCAGUCCGCUUGAUGGGACUGGAAGCUGUGACACAAGGUAAAGAAGUAGCUUGUCACAUGGAUGACUUGUUUUAUAUUUUCAACAGCAAGGUAUUAGAUGCAAAAGUCGAUAUGGAUUCGAAAACAUUCCAAAUGAUUGACAAUGUGACAAAAUUAUGGACCAAUUUUGCUAAAUAUGGAGAUCCGACUCCCGAUAACAGUCUUGGUGUUAAAUGGAACCCUUACACAUUGGACAAAGAAGAAUAUUUGGACAUCGGCAAUGACCUCCAAACUGGAUCUGCGCCGGAUCGCGACGAGUUUUUAUUUUGGGAGAGUAUCUUUAAAGAAUUUACUCCUGAAUAUGUCGAUAAAGUUCAUUAACAUUGAUGUUCAUUAUAACAUUAU
Spodoptera litura is the source of this 1697-nucleotide messenger RNA. Its product is annotated as juvenile hormone esterase-like. The record is from RefSeq and is a predicted model, not a curated record. NCBI's taxonomy places the organism in Eukaryota, Metazoa, Arthropoda, Insecta, Lepidoptera, Noctuidae.